This is a messenger RNA of Spirodela intermedia, 2681 nucleotides long. The record is from the annotation of a GenBank genome assembly. Lineage: Eukaryota; Viridiplantae; Streptophyta; Magnoliopsida; Alismatales; Araceae.
AUGCUAACUCUCCUUUUUCCUUCGCCCUCCUGUCGCCCUCGUCUCCCUCUUGGAGGGCACACCGGCGGUUGUUCAGUGGUAGCGCCAGAAGGGCGGUGGAGGCCGAGGAGAGUGGCUGGAAGAGAGGACCAACUCGAUGGCUCGCCCCCUGGCUUUGGGGGUAUUCCACUCCCACGCCUCUCCGGCUGCCGCGUCCCCCCUUCUGCGGCAGCCUCCUCUGCAGGGUCAUCAUUUGUCGGAGCCAGAGAAGAAGCAUAUAAGAGGAGACUGAUGGAACCCCCGGAGGCGGCGCUGGUGCCAUUUCCCCCGGGCCUUACUCCAGAACUGAUGCCGCGGCACGUGGCGUUCAUCAUGGAUGGCAACUCCAGGUGGGCGAAGGAGCGGGGGCUGCCCACAUCGGCCGGACACGAGGCUGGGUAUCGGAGCCUAAGGGAGAUUGUCCGAUUGUCUAGCUACUGGGGUAUUAAGGUCCUUACUGUCUUUGCCUUCUCCUCUGAGAACUGGCUCCGGCCAAAGGUGAGGCCCAUUCUCUACCCAUCCCUCAGUAAUCAUCAAACCAGUUCCAUUGAGUUGCUCUUUGCUAUGAUUUCAGACCGAAGUGGAUUUCCUGAUGAGGUUGUUUGAAGGGGUCAUCCGAGAGAACUUGGAGGAUUUUAAGAGGUACGCCCACAGCAGUCUAUAGCACUUUGUCGAACAUAUAAAUCACCACUGUAAAUUAACGAUCGUCUGAGUUCUUCUUCUGUGGUCUUGAGAGAGGUACUCAAGUCUCCAUACUAAACGAACGAAGACACCUAAAAGCAUGUGGCAACCAAACUUGUGUUUGUCUAUUCAAUUUGCAGAAACUAAUGGAAUGCCAUGGCUGAAAGAAAGGCAAUCGUUAUUCAUCUUCGCUUACAAUCUCGAAAGUUAUAAAGCCAUUUUAGAAAUUUCUUUCCGUCCCAUGUCAGUUCCGUGGUGAUCAAUAACUUUAACUGAUCUUCUUCGAAUUUUAGCCUGUGUUUCGCUGGACACAUUAUCUGCUCCUGACCUUUACUUUUCCUAGCUCGGAUGAGGUUUCUCUUGAAUUUUCCGUUCCACAGCUGUGUGUCAUGGCUGUCAAGAUCGAUACGGUUUUUAACUUUCCUCUAUAACUCCUCUUCUUUAAGGGUGCCCCUCCCAUUUAUUUGAGGGAUUUUUGAUGGAAGUAUUUUUUUUUUUACUGCGGUUAUUGUCUUUCUUUGCUUUUCCUCAAGUCGCUUUGCAGCUAGGACUAUAUCUCAUGAUAUGUGCCGAAAUAGAGAUGCUUCUCCUAUAACAGUAGACCCUUACAAGUUUCAGCUGUGGAUUAAUUGGUUGAUCAUGCGUAUUCUAGAAAUAGUUAGAAGUAUUUAGGAGAUUUCAUUGAACUAAAUUACACCCCGGAUACAUUGGAAAAGCUGAACUUAUACCCUUUAUAGGAAUAUCAUUAUCUAGGAAAGAAAUCCAGCCAAUUCUGUCAUUGUAACUAUCCUGUCUAGGUUUCUUCUGUUUUUUUCUCUGAAGUUUGUAUCACUUAUACAAAUGAAAUAUUAUCUUGGAAUUGUUUUGGAAAUUACAGUUAGGAUGAUAUUCUAGCAGGAUUCUCUUCUACUCCAUACAACCUAUGCGAGAUAUAACGUGGAGAUCACCUCGGUUUCAUUUUUUUAGUGAAAAUCAUGAUGAUUAGGAUUCACUCCAGGAUGCAGACCCAAUUGUUGACAUGUAAACUCCCAGACGCAUGACAUACAAACAUUUUAAAAUACAUUUUACAUACGACGACUAUUUCGUGGGAGCUAGGCACUCAGACCUGUUGGGGGCUGACAACCGCAUCGUUGGGGAUCUAGGGGGUAUACCAGUCAUGUUCUCGGGGCUGUGGCAGUCUUGGGAGUCGCCUGAUCCGACCCAAGUAACACCAACUCUCCUCAAAGGACUACAUGUUUUGUCUGUUUUGGAUGGCCGAUAUGACAAGGUGUCAACCUCGCGACACAAGAUCGUACGGAUAUAUGUUGUUAUAUCCUUCAGAUGCAUCACUGUCAAUGACUAGGGCAGAAACAGAGGGACCUUCCUGCGGCUGUAGUUUACGGUAGUAGGGCCGAAGAUGUCCACUGAAGACGGUGAUGUAGAGGUUUCCAUGUCCUUCAACCCACUUGUGGAAUGGCUAGGCAAUCUUGUCUUUGAAUAGUGUCUUCACUUGUGGCUUGUUUUCCUUAUAUUGUUGUUUUCUUCUCUUCAACAGGCAAGGAAUUCGAUUGUGCAUCAUUGGCGAUGCCACAAAACUCCCACCAUCCCUACAGAAGCUGGCGAUGGAAGCUGCAGAGGUUACAAGGGAGAAUGCAGUGAUAGAAUUGCUAGUGGCUGUUAGUUAUAGUGGGCGCAGUGACAUUGUACAAGCAUGUCAAAAGAUUGCACAGCGAGUGAAGGAUGGUACGCUCGAGCCUGCUGACAUCACGGAGGCAGUGAUUGAGGAAGAACUUGUGACAAAUUGUAUAAUCAACUCUCCUUACCCAGAUCUUCUUAUCCGGACAAGCGGUGAGCUGAGAUUGAGCAACUUCCUUCUGUGGCAAUCUGCCUACUCCGAACUCUACUUUUCCAAGUCACUGUGGCCUGAUUUUGGGGAGGCCGAGUAUGUUGAUGCUCUCUCUUCAUUUCAGCAAAGGCAACGGCGGUUUGGCCUACGAACAUAA